Messenger RNA from Olea europaea var. sylvestris, 525 nucleotides. RefSeq lists its product as uncharacterized. Lineage: Eukaryota; Viridiplantae; Streptophyta; Magnoliopsida; Lamiales; Oleaceae. Gene Ontology annotation, molecular function: nucleic acid binding; zinc ion binding. The record is from RefSeq and is a predicted model, not a curated record. Bases 6 to 344 code for a protein of 112 amino acids. The transcript is spliced from 2 exons.
UCCAUAUGAACUAUAAUACCUUAAAGGAUAAAUGGAAUGUGAAUGAAUUGCAUAGUAUGCUCGUGCAAGAGGAGACAAGGCUUAAGAAUCAAGGAACUCAUUCUGUUCAUCUCGUAAGUCAUCAAGGAGCUGGAAAGAAAUAUAAGAAAAGAUCUGGAAAGGGCAUUAAGCAAGGACCACUAAAGAUAAAUGAGUCUUCUGCCCAUAUCCACAAUAAGGAACACAAAAAGGAUACGUGCCAUUUCUGUCGCAAACCUGGGCACCAUAAAAAGGAUUGCCUGAAACGUAAGGCAUGGUUCGAAAGUAAAGGGAUUCCUUUCAACCCAGACCAUAAAUCCAAAUGAAAAGUUUGUCCUCAUGGGAAAUCGAGUCAAAGCUCUAGUUGAAGCCAUUGGAACUUAUCGUUUGAUUUUAGAUACUGGACAUCAUUUAGAUUUAUUUCAGACUCUAUAUGUACCUUCUAUUUCUCGUAAUUUAGUUUCCUUAUCAAAACUUGAUUCUGUUGGAUAUUUCUUUGAUGGUGGA